Molecule: messenger RNA, 1992 nt
Organism: Trichoderma virens Gv29-8
Lineage: Eukaryota; Fungi; Ascomycota; Sordariomycetes; Hypocreales; Hypocreaceae
Exons: 5
Coding region: 1-1992 (663 amino acids)
Biological process (GO): positive regulation of translation
Cellular component (GO): mitochondrion
Molecular function (GO): mitochondrial ribosome binding; GTPase activity; GTP binding
Source: RefSeq, a predicted model, not a curated record
AUGAGCCUGGCUGGGAGAGCCGGACGAGCCUGGACUCGAGAAUGGCUGCGGAAUUCCAGCAGUCAUGGCUUCAACGCCUCUAUCAACACCUCUAGAUGGUCGCUGUUUCGAGGUCCGUACCGCAGCUUCGCCUCGCAGGCAAAGCCAACGCCUGCGCAGCUCGAGGCGCGGAUUGCUGCAAUUCCCAUUGAGCGGUACAGAAACUUUUGCAUCGUUGCGCACAUUGACCAUGGCAAGAGCACGCUGAGCGACCGGCUGCUGGAGCUGACAGGCACCAUCUCGGCCAGCGAUGCGAACAAGCAGAUUCUCGACAAACUUGAUGUCGAACGCGAGCGAGGCAUCACCGUCAAGGCGCAGACGUGCACCAUGAUAUACAAGCACAACGGCGCCGAUUACCUCCUCCAUCUCGUCGACACGCCGGGCCACGUCGAUUUCCGUGCCGAAGUCACACGUUCGUAUGCCAGCUGCGGCGGUGCGCUACUCCUGAUCGACGCCAGCCAGGGUAUCCAGGCGCAGACCGUGUCCAACUUUCACCUAGCCUUUGCGCAGGAUCUGGCGCUGGUUCCCGUCAUCAACAAGAUCGACAUGCCGUCGGCCGAUGUGCCCCGUGUGCUGGACCAGAUGGAGACGAGCUUCGAAUUGGAUCCCAAAAAGGCUGUGCUGGUGAGCGCAAAGACGGGCAAGGGCGUGGGUGCUCUUCUGCCGGCGGUGGUGGAGGGGAUUCCGCACCCUGUUGGUGAUGAGAACAAGCCGUUGAAGAUGCUCCUGGUUGAUUCUUGGUACGACACUUUCAAGGGCGUAGUCCUUCUGGUGAGGCUAUUCGACGGAACUAUCAAGACUGGAGACAAUGUCGUGUCGCUGGGCACAGGCAUGAAGUACACGGUUGGCCAGGUCGGCAUCCAGUACCCCAAUGCAACGCCGCAGUCGGUUCUUCGUGCGGGCCAAGUCGGUUAUGUGUACUUCAAUCCGGGCAUGAAACGUAUUCAAGACGCCAAGCUAGGCGACACCUUCACUACGGUCGGAGAUGAAGACGCUGUCGAGCCGUGUCCUGGCUUCGAGGAGCCCAAACCCAUGGUGUUUGUUGCGGCGUUUCCUACCGACCAGAGUGACUACACCCGUCUCGCCGAUAGCAUCAAUCAGCUUGUGCUCAACGAUCGUAGCGUGACGCUGCAAAAGGACUUUUCCGAGGCUCUUGGGUCGGGAUGGCGUCUUGGAUUCCUGGGCAGCCUUCAUUGCUCAGUGUUUCAGGAUCGUCUGAGACAGGAGCACGGCAAGAGCAUCAUCAUCACGGAGCCUACUGUGCCUACCAAGAUUGUGUAUGCCGACGAGUCAGAGGAGAUUGUGCAGAAUCCAGCUUUGUUUCCCGAUUCGAGCGAUCACCGGAUUAGAGCUGCCACAUUAUAUGAGCCCUAUGUCAAAGCGACAAUCACGGUUCCUGAAGAGUACCUCGGCCGAGUCAUUGAGCUUUGCGAGGGCAACCGCGGAGAGCAAAAGAGCCUCGAGUUUUUCCAUACCGACCAGGUUAUUCUGUCGUACGACGUUCCCGCCUCACAGCUAGUCGACGAUUUGUUUGGAAAGCUAAAGGGCGUGUCAAAAGGUUAUGCGACUCUCGAUUACGAGGACGCAGGUUGGCGCCAAAGCAAGCUGGUCAAGCUUCAGUUGCUUGUUAAUCGACAGCCCGUCGAUGCCAUUUGCCGGGUGGUACAUUCGACACAGGUUGAUCGUCUAGGCCGCCAAUGGGUCACCAAGUUCAAGGAGCAUGUCGAUCGGCAAAUGUUUGAGGUCGUGAUCCAAGCUGUUGUGGGCAACAAAGUCAUUGCCCGAGAAACCAUCAAACCCUUCCGGAAAGACGUCCUUGCAAAGCUACACGCGAGCGACAUCACCAGACGGAGAAAACUGCUGGAGAAGCAGAAAGAGGGUAGAAAGAGGCUUAGAGCGGUGGGCAACGUGGUGAUUGACCAGUCGGCGUUCCAAAGUUUCUUGUCAAAAUAG